Impatiens glandulifera is the source of this 640-nucleotide messenger RNA. Its product is annotated as histone H3.2-like. NCBI's taxonomy places the organism in Eukaryota, Viridiplantae, Streptophyta, Magnoliopsida, Ericales, Balsaminaceae. The transcript has a single exon. Gene Ontology annotation, molecular function: DNA binding; protein heterodimerization activity; structural constituent of chromatin. Gene Ontology annotation, cellular component: nucleosome. The record is from RefSeq and is a predicted model, not a curated record. Bases 70 to 480 code for a protein of 136 amino acids.
UCUCAAAUUCAUCACAACUUAGAUAUUCAUCUUCUUCCAUUUUCUCUCUAUCUUAGUUUAUUCGAUCAAAUGGCUCGUACAAAGCAGACGGCGAGGAAGUCUACCGGCGGGAAGGCGCCAAGAAAGCAGUUGGCAACCAAGGCGGCGAGGAAAUCAGCUCCGGCCACCGGAGGAGUUAAGAAGCCACACAGAUUCAGGCCUGGAACCGUGGCUUUGAGAGAGAUUCGCAAAUAUCAAAAGAGUACCGAACUCCUCAUCCGAAAACUUCCUUUCCAGAGGCUUGUUCGUGAGAUCGCACAGGACUUCAAGACCGAUCUCCGUUUCCAGAGCUCUGCCGUCGCCGCUCUCCAGGAGGCCGCCGAAGCUUAUCUGGUUGGUCUGUUCGAGGACACCAAUCUCUGUGCGAUUCACGCCAAACGUGUCACCAUCAUGCCCAAGGAUAUGCAGCUUGCUCGCAGGAUCCGCGGCGAAAGGGCUUAGAUCUCAAAUCAUUAGAUAUCAUAGCUUCUUAUUUCGCAGUGUAUUAUCGUAGUUAUCCUAGCUAGGGUUUUUGUGCUGUCACUAGAUCCAUUGUUAUUUCCUGCUUAGGGUUCUUAUUAUACGUAAAUCCUUGAAAUCGAUUUGGUUUUCCUAUUUCUUA